Maylandia zebra (zebra mbuna) is the source of this 2819-nucleotide messenger RNA. RefSeq names its product CCC complex scaffolding subunit CCDC22 (gene ccdc22). NCBI's taxonomy places the organism in Eukaryota, Metazoa, Chordata, Actinopteri, Cichliformes, Cichlidae. The record is from RefSeq and is a predicted model, not a curated record. Gene Ontology annotation, biological process: positive regulation of ubiquitin-dependent protein catabolic process. Gene Ontology annotation, molecular function: cullin family protein binding.
GCUUGGUACUUCGUUUCCACACUGUAGGAGACACAGAAGUGUCAGAUUUAUUUAGUUUGAUAGAGAAAUCCCCGGUCAGGUUCAGUUUGCAGGGAAUGAAGAAAACUAAUUACAAAAGAAGCUGUUUUAUAGCGAAUGGUCUCCAACGCAGCGGAUAAUUACAAUGCGUUUUGCCGAUAUAAGGAGUGGCAGUCGUGCUAAGUAACUGGUCUCUAUUUUCAAGCUAGCAGAAGAUGGAAUGUACUUUAACUGUGUUUUAUGCAUGGAAAUGAUGCUAAUACUUUAGCUUUAACCAGUACCAGCGAAGUCGAUGUUCAUAUUUCGCCUCACUGUCACCGGAUGCUUUGCUGUUAUCCAGUUGGUUAGCUAGUUUAGCUUCUUUCAGAGAAGCUCCGGCCAUGGAGGAAGUUGAUAAAAUUCUGAUUCACGCCCUAAAACAGGUUGGGACGGAAGUGCCUGAAGAAAUUAAUAGCGUGAAACAGUUCAGUAGUGAGCUGAUAGUAGAGGCGGUGGUCAGAUGUAUUCGGGUGAUCGAUCCUGGUCUGAGCAGCACGCUGGCCACCUCCCUCCCUCCGGGUAUGUCUGCCCGCUUCAGAGUGGGCAUGAGCCUGGCACAGGCCUGUCAGGACAUUGGAUACAAAGGAGAGCUAGGAUACCAGACUUUUCUGUACAGCAGUGAACCAGAGAUCCGCUCCCUGCUCAUGUUUCUGGUGGAGAAGCUGCCCAGAGAAAGUGCUGAGACUUCAGACCAGCCGACAGGGAAAUCAGUGGUACUGGAGAGAACCAUAGCUGCUGCGAUCAAAGCCCAUCUUGCUGUACCUUGGCUGCCUCCAAAAUGCAGACUACCACUAAACUGUGAAACACAGAGACAAGGAGUCAUGCACAGCUUCCACGUCCAGCCCCUCAGCCUAACAAACUGCACUAAAGGCUCAAGCAAGAGGCACACAAAAGAAGUGAAGGACUACCAGCGGGACGUUCUCUCCCCUGUCACCGCCCAGAUUUCCAGUCAAGCUUCUGUGGUGGCGUCCAUACUGGAGCAGCACACAGCUGAAAUAAGUGCUGCUCAGGAGUGGGACAACGAGUGGAACAAUCAGGGACUGUUGUCCCGCUUUACUCCACAGGAAUAUUGCUUACGGAAAUUCACCCGGUUGCAUAAACGGAUCGAGGACCAACUGCGUUCUGCUGCCCUGCCCUCUUCUCAUAGUGCCUUUGGUGUUUCUCGCUCCACCUCUGACCUGUGUGAGCUCCUGCAGGCCUUCAAAGGCUCCGUUCAACCCGGCCACAUCCUGACCAAGGGCACACACUUCACCCACACACAGAAGUUCAACUUCACACAGGAAUUGCCUCCAGUAGCAAAAACCAUCCCGACUAAUCAUCAGUCAGAGGGGGAUGUACAGCUGGGUCAGCAGGAGGAGUUGGCUUACCUUCAGCAGCAAUUCCAGCAGCUUUGCAGUGAGGUUGACCAUCUAGCAGCAGACAUGAAGCACAUGAGUGUUACCAGCACUCAGGUGUUGGAUGAGCUGAAACAGAGAGAACUGAGAAACUCUGAAAAAGAAGAGAAAAUCCAAGUGAAGAAGAAAACAAUUGAUCUUCUGCCAGAUGCAGAUAAUAACCUGCUGAAACUUCAGGCUCUGGUAGAGGCCAGUGCCAAGCGAGUCGUGAACCUGGCAUCUCAGUGGGAGAAACACCGUGCUCCACUCGUUGAUGAAUAUCGCAGACUCAAAGACAUCUGCAGCAGCAAAGAUGUGGAAUCAUCCAAGAAGCUGUCCGAAAUCAAGUCUUUGCAUGAAAAGAUCCGUGUUUCUACAGAGGAGGCCAAGAAGAAGGAAGAUGCAUACAAACAGCUGGUAACAGAGUUAGAAAAUCUUCCUCAAGAUGCGUCUCGCUCAGCGUACACUCAGAGAAUUCUAGAGAUUGUCAGCAACAUCAAGAAACAGAAGGAGGAAAUUACAAAGAUUUUAUCAGACACUAAGGAGCUCCAGAAAGAGAUCAAUAAUCUGACUGGAAAACUAGACAGGACAUUUGCUGUGACUGAUGAGCUGGUCUUUAAGGAUGCCAAAAAAGACGAAACCGUCCGCAAAUCCUACAAGUACCUGGCAGCCUUGCAUGAAAACUGUAAUCAGCUAAUCCAAACCAUUGAAGACACCGGUACAAUCCUGAGAGAGAUUCGAGAUCUCGAGGAGCAGAUUGAGACAGAAAACGGAAACAAAACUGUGGCUAACCUGGAGAGGAUUCUGGAAGACUACAAAGCGAUUCGACAGGAGAACGCUUCACUCGCUGCCAAAGUGAGAGAAGGAUGAAAGUACAGCUCUGCUUUAUGAGGCUAAAGUGAAAACAUGAAUGGGACUGAAACAGCACUUCAGCUGUCACACUUAGAUGUUUGUCCAUUAAUGUGGAGACCCGCUUUUCUUUGAAAAAGACAAAGUGUGUUUUGGACCACAGGAACUCUGUAAUUGAAAUGCAUGCCAUGGAUGGACAAAUAGGUCAGUAGAUGGAAAAUGUUGAAUUUGUACUUGGUGUGCCUGGGGGAUGAUUGUUAUGCAUUCAACUGAAACACGACACUGGGCAGCAGCAGGUGCUGUCAUUUAUAACGAUACAUGAGACAUCAUAAGAUGUUGUGAUUGAAAUUUAAUGUUUUCCUUUGACAUUUUAAAACACAAGUAACUUUUCCAUUUUCAGACCUUCAGUCUAUAAGUUGUCAUGAUUUCAUGUGAGCUUAAGUUGAGCGAAUGGCAUUUGAAUGUAGUUAAUCUGUCGUCCAUCAGCAAAUUGUUGUAUAUAUGGUACCAGCCUAAAUAAAGAUGCCUUACAUGCUUGAA